UUGCUGACUUGACGGAAUUGUUUAAACCUAGAGGCAUUGGGGGUUUAGUAUUGGGAGGAGGAGGAGGAAGAACAAGAAGAAGAAGGAGAAGGAGAAGGAGAGGAAGAAGAAGAAGAAGAAGGAAAACCCUCAUCCUGAUACUCCCCAGUUUUGUUGCGCCGUUUAACAGCGCAGCUCCCGGCUGAAGUGUGCGCUUCGUAUCCGCACUGGAAACAGAAAACACACACUCCUGCCAUUAAAAACUGUGUGUGUGUGAGUGAGUGUGUGUGUUGGUGUAGUCAUGAAUUACACCUGAGCGGGCAUGUAGUUACCCGGGUUCCUGGGCGUGGGAAGGAGGAAGAAAGCAGCCUGUCGACUUGUUUGUCGUGGGAAUAUUGUUGAAGUUAACUUCAGCAGUGACUGCGGCGGCUGCGCAGCUCAGCCAGACAUUUAUUUCGCUCCAGUUUGACUCGUCCAGAGCAGUUUGCUCACAUCAGGAUGUACAUUUGGGAACUUUUUUUGAAGGACCGUUGACACAGAGGACGGGUUUUUAUUUUCUAACUUUUGAUACCUUUUGCGGAAUACAGACAGACAACACGGCUGUACAGUGAGAGGGAUAUCAGCGGCAAAUCCAGAGGAGAGGAGAGUGAGGUGGUUCAUGUCAUCAGAGUUCAACAGGCCUGAACGCCGAACAGGAGAGUGAGGUGGUUGAUGUCAUCAGAGAUCAACAGGCCUGAACACUGAACAGUUUUUCCACCAGACAUGAUGGAGCGGUGGUGGGCGUGGCAGUUUGCCCUGUUGGCCCUGGCAACCAUUUACCUCAGCCCCUCCCACGGCAAAAACGCAGAGUUCCUCUCUGACACUCUGAUCAACAACGUGGUGGCCGAUCCUCGUACGGGCCGGCUGUACGUCGGCGCCGUCAACACCCUCUACCAGCUGAACUCUGACCUCGAGGUCGAGUCCCGCACCGAGACGGGCCCCAAGCAGGACAACCGACAGUGCACGCCGCCCGUCACCGACGCCUGCGAGGAGGCCGUGGACACCGACAACCACAACAAGCUGCUGCUGGUCCAGGGGGCUAAGGAUGUGCUGGUGGUCUGCGGCAGCGUCUUCAGAGGCAUCUGCUCUCUGAGGAACCUGAGCAAUGUGGAGCAGCUGCUGUACUUCAGCGACACCAAAGGAGAGAAGUCGUACGUGGCGAGCGCCGAGGAGAGCGUCUCUGUGGUGGGAGUGAUGUCCUACUUCACCAAGGAUAGAGACAACUUCACCGUGUUCCUGGUUGGUAAGGGGUACGGCAGCCACGACAGCACCAAGCUGAUCUCCACCCGCAUCCUCCAGGACUAUGGUGAUUGGGUGGUUUUCGACAGCAUCAUCGAGGCCUCAGCGGUCCAGGCCAACCCCUUCGUCCUGCGGUACCUCCACGACUUCCGCUUCGCCUUCAAAGAUGGCGGCUUCGUGUACUUCCUGUUCUCGCGGACGCUGGGGGUUCAGGACACCAAGAACUUCACCUUCAUCUCCAGGAUGUGCGAGGACGAUCAGGGUUAUUACUCCUACACAGAGCUGCAGCUCAACUGCAGUGCCUCCAACAAGUACAACAAAGCUCAGGCUGCCUAUGUAUCAACACCGGGUGAAGUUUUGGCUCAGACUAUGACCAAAUCGGGCCAGUAUGGAGCAGUUUCAGCCUCCGACAAGGUGCUGUUUGUCACCUUCACCUCUGAUGAAGACCCAUCUAAUUCCGCCUUGUGUAUGUACCCUCUGCGCUCUAUUAAUAAGAGGCUGGUGGAGAUAAUAGGAGCCUGUUACAGCGACAACGGUAUCAUUAACGAGAGGGCUGCUGUCUACUCACCUUACUCCUCCAAGUCUGAAGACCUGUGCAGCAAUAAUCAGAAUGACAUGGCCCUCAGAUACAAGUGUGGAGCCGAGUUCCUGCCCUCCCCAUUGGCCAGCAAGGCAGAGUUCGCCUUAACAGCUGAGCCCCUGAGGGUCCGUAAGGGUUACAUGACCGCCGUGGCUGUGGCUGUGGAAAUGGGGCACGCUGUGGCGUUCCUGGGCACCGCCACUGGAGAGGUGCUGAAGGUGCAUCUGUCUGCCCAUCCUGAGGUGUACGGGCGAGCGACAGGCGAAGUCACGGGAGACAAGGUCAACAAGAACCUGCUGUUCGAUUCCAGCCUCCAACACCUGUACAUCACCACCGAGAAAAAGAUCACCAAGGUUCCAGUCCAGGCCUGCCACCUGAAGACAGACUGCCACUCCUGCGUCUCGAUGAAGGAUCCCUACUGUGGCUGGUGUGUCCUGGAGGGAAAAUGCACCAGGAAGCAGGAGUGUAGUAGGAAUACAGAGGAAAACACCUGGCUGUGGUCACCCAAUCAGCAGUGUGUUCAGAUCCAGGCCUUCAACCCGCUGAACCUCAGCUGCAAGAAGACACAGCAGGUUGAUAUCAAGAUACCCACCCUCCCCAGCCUGGGGCAAUCUGAUAGGCUGCACUGUGUUUUCGGCUCUUUCAUUAGUGAAGCCGUGAUGAACAUUGACGGUCAGGUACAAGUCACCUGUUCGCUGCCGGACCCCGUGGAAAUCCCACCCACUCCCGACCAGCAGGACUAUGUGUCCGUCCCAGUCAAGGUCCUGGUGAACGACGAAAUUGAGGUGACGUCUGGAGAAUAUCACUUCUACAACUGUGCUGCUACAGUCAGGAAGAACCAAAACACACCGUGUAUAGUGUGUGUGACCAGUGAAUGGGGCUGUCAGUGGAACGCUCAGGAUCACAGCUGCAGUGACAGAGAUGAUGCUGUAGAUGGUCACAUAAUUAAACCACAACAGCCUGACAGUUGUCCUCAGUUUGAGUCUCCGGAGCCACUGUUGAUCCCUGUGGGCUUUGAAAUCCCCAUCAGCUUCCAGGGAAGAAACCUGGACAUCUACAUGGGCCAGAGGUUUACCAUCGGGACGGAGCUAAUGAAGCUCACAGAGAAGACGGUCAUACAGGAGCAGGGGUCACAGUUCAAAUUCACAGGUUAUGAGUUUGCCUAUGACAAGCAGCAGGAGGUGAACAUAUCCUUCCAUAUCAAAGACAGAGACACUGAGAGGAAGAUUGACAGCACCCUGACAGUCGUGCUGUAUAACUGCUCAGUGGGAAGAGAAGACUGCAGUCUGUGUAAAAACGCCGACAACACAUAUCAGUGCGUUUGGUGCGCAACCUCACGCACCUGUGUUUACCGGGAGCUCUGCCAGUCACCAAAGCCGGCACAUUGCCCCAACCCGGAAAUCACAGAUAUCAUCCCUCGCUUCGGCCCUCUUAACGGUCGGAUCUCAGUGACCAUCAAAGGCUCCAACAUGGGAAUAAAGAAGGAAGACAUCAAGAAGAUCACAGUGGCAGGAGUGGACUGUGUUCACCAGGAGGACAGAUACUCCGUCUCUACCAGCGUGGUGUGUGAGAUCGGCCCAGCGAGGCGAAAACCACCGUCUGACCUCCCGUUUGAAUCAAGCAACAGUGGAGCAGUGGAGAUAGAAGUAGAGGGAGGCAGAAGAGGGACGUCCCAGGUCUUUUUCACCUAUCGGGACCCCAAACCAGUCGCCGUCCACCCAGCGAAGGGUCCGGCGGCCGGAGGAACCCUGAUCACCAUCGAGGGAGAAGACCUGAACACUGCAACUAAAGACGACGUCACCGUCACUGUGGGGGGAGUUAUCUGCGAAGUCCUGUCGUUCGGUGCACAGAUCACCUGUAAGACCGGGGGGUAUCGUGGGCAGAAGGUGCCCUCUGACCUGUUAACGGUGACGGUGAAAUACGGUAGAAACACCACCAAAGACGUCCCGGCUGCAUACCAGUACUCUGAAAACCCCAAGAUCACAGAUUAUUACCCCAAGGACAGCUUCGUGUGUGGUGGUCGAAGGAUUGUGGUGGUGGGAAACGGCUUUGACCUGAUCCAGAGAGCCACGAUGAAAGUCCUGCCCUCCGCUGACGAUCUUUCACAGAACAACACUCCUGUAGAGUUUGUCCAGGAUGCUCUGAGUAAGAACGACACUGUCCUCCAGUUUUACUCUCCGCCGGUGAACUGCUGCUUCGACAGCCAGUCUCUCAGGACGGUUCUCCAGCUGGACAACGUGAUGGAGGAUCUGAAGAGCUUCAACUAUCACCCCGACCCCACUUUCAACAAACUCGCCAAGAACGUCAUCACCGAGACCAGCAUCAUCAUCGUGACUGGUCGAGGUUUCUCCAAAGCGAUGACGGCCAAAGAGGCCCAGGCGUUUGUUGGAGAUGCCUCCUGCCACGUUAACAUACUGCAGGAUGAUAAGUUGAUCCUGGAGGCUCCUUCAUCACAGCCCAGAGCCAGGUCCAAACGCCAGCGCAGAGACGCAACCAACGACCUGCUGGAGCUAAUGGUAAAGUUUGGUCAUGGUGAGUGGAAGGUGGGUUCAGUCUACUACGCCAGAAAAGAGGACAUUCCUCUGGCUAUAAUCAUCCCUGCAGUUAUCGUACCGAUGCUGCUCUUCAUCGCCGUGUCAGUCUACUGCUACAGGAGGAAGAGUCAGCAGGCAGAACGCGAGUACGAGAAGGUGAAACACCAACUGGAGAAUCUGGAGGAAAGUGUCCGCGAUCGAUGCAAGAAAGAGUUCACAGAUCUGAUGAUUGAAAUGGAGGACCACACCAGUGACCUGAGCGAGGCCCGGAUCCCCUUCCUGGACUACAAAACCUACACCGACCGAAACUUCUUCCUGCCCUCCAAGGACGGCACCAAUGACGCCAUUAUCACAAGAAAAAUACAAAUCCCAGAAGCGCGCAAGGCCAUCGUGGCUCAGGCACUUAACCAGUUCUCCAACCUGCUGAACAGUAAAACCUUUCUCAUCAAUUUCAUCCGCACGUUGGAGAGUCGUCCGGACUUCAACGCCCGGGCUCGGGGUUAUUUCGCCUCCCUGCUGACGGUGGCGCUGCACGGAAAGCUGGAGUAUUAUACGGACAUCAUGAGGACGCUGCUGCUGGAGCUGAUGGACGAACACGUGCAGAACAAAAACCCCAAACUCAUGCUCAGGAGGUCAGAGACGGUGGUGGAGAGGAUGCUUUGUAAUUGGAUGUCCAUCUGUCUCUAUCAGUUCCUCAGGGACACGGCGGGAGAGCCUUUAUACAAACUGUUCAAGGCCUUGAAGCACCAGGUUGAGAAGGGACCAGUGGACGCCAAGAUGAAGAAAGCCAAAUACACACUGAACGAUACAGGACUGCUGGGGGACGACGUUGAGUACUCUGUGCUGACUCUGCAGGUGUUGGUGCACGGGGAGGGACCAGAUGUGACUCCAGUGAAGGUGCUGAACUGUGACACCAUCUCCCAGGUGAAAGAGAAGAUCAUCGAUCAGGUCUACAGGAAUCUGCCAUACUCACAGAGACCAAAGGUGGAGAGUGUUGCACUGGAGUGGCGCCCGGGCUCCACGGGUCAGAUCCUGUCCGACCUCGACCUGACCUCCCAGAAAGAAGGACGCUGGAAGAGACUCAACACACUGGCUCAUUACAAUGUUCGGGAUAACGCCACGUUGGUUCUGUCCAGAGUUUUGCACACACAGUCCUUCCACCAGCACCAAGACAGCCAAGAAGAGAAAAACGCCCUGCUGGAAGACGACAACACCUUCCACCUGGUGAGGCCGGCAGAUGAAAUCGAUGAAGUGAAGUCAAAGAGAGGCAGCAUGAAGGACAAGGCGAUGACCAAAGCCAUCACUGAGAUCUACCUGACCAGGCUGCUGUCUGUCAAGGGCACUUUGCAGCAGUUUGUGGAUGAUUUCUUCCGCAGCGUGUUGUGCUCAGGCUCCGUCGUCCCUCCUGCCGUCAAAUACUUCUUUGAUUUCUUGGAUGAACAGGCGCUGAGACACGACAACGUGGACGAGGAGACGCUGCAUAUCUGGAAGACUAACAGCUUGCCUCUGCGGUACUGGGUGAACAUCCUGAGGAACCCCCACUUCAUUGUCGACGUCCACGUGACGGAGGUGGUGGAGGCUUCACUGCAUGUCAUCUCUCAGACUUUCAUGGAUGCCUGCACCAAGACGGAGCACAAACUCAGCAGAGACUCUCCCAGUAACAAGCUGCUCUAUGCAAAAGAGAUUUCCACGUACAAGAAGAUGGUUGACGAUUACUACAAGGGCAUCAGACAGAUGGUUCCAGUCAGUGACCAGGACAUGAAUACACACCUUGCUGAGGUGUCCAGGCAACACACAGACAAGCUGAACACCCAGGUGGCCUUACAUCAGCUGUACCAGUACGCCAGCAAGUACUAUGACGUGAUCAUCCAGUCGCUGGACGAGGACCCAGCAGCCCAGAAUAAACAGCUCACCCUCCGCCUCCAACAGAUCGCUGCCGCCCUGGAGAACAAGGUCACUGACCUUUGACCUCUGACCUCAUGGAGGGGUCAGGGGGAGGAGCUAAUGGCUACUAAAACACAGGAUGUUGUUUUCCAUUUAAGGACUCAAAGGAGGACGAGCUCACAGACUCUACCGAAUGUUGACCAUGUAAGAACGGAAGUGGGAGGGGCUAGUGGAGACACAGGAAACUGUUGACCACAUAAGGACUGAAGGGGGUUAAAAUAUGCCCAGAGUGGUGGAAACUGAAGUGCUGAUAUCUACAACAGUUAUAUGGCGUACUUCCACUUGGCAUCCCAAAAUAAAUAUCAAGGAGGGAUGCAAAAUGGCGACCGUAAUAUGGCUGCAGAUGGGAGCUCUGUGAAAUCAAAGGGUUAUUUUUUUAAUCGUAGUUAGGGCAGUUGGUUUGUGUAAUCCUCGCACCUAGCUGUUUCUGUGUUUGGCUUCUCUACACCACAAAUUUAAAUUUUACCAUAUAAGGACUGAUGAAAAAAGGUCCACACAAGGUAUAAAGAUUCAAGAAUUUUGGAUAAUUGAAGAAUAUAAGUGAAGUAAGGACACAUUACCAAAUAUUUUCUUUUUGCUACUCAGCCCUUUUGGAAGUUCGGAUUGGAAGUACAGAUGCUCCAGGAUGCUUUGUGACCACUUUUUGCGUGUGUAUGAACUGCGGAUGUGAGGUGAAUUUGCCUCUAACUCCUGAUCUGAGGUCAGUUUUUCUGUCUCCAUGCUAAACGGUAACCAGGAAAUCUGAUCCCUUGUCAGCAACAGAGAACAGUUAUAGUCCUAAAGCAUGAAAAUGCUUUGAUGAACUUUUACCUUCAAGCAAGCUCAAAUAAAAAUAAUCGACCAAUGAAAACCCACCACGGUACACACCACUGGCCAAUCAGAGGUCUUGGUUUGUCUUGAAGGCACAACUGAUGAGAGUGAAAUCAGGGUACGAUGAGUUGAAUUAGUCCAAAAAUCAAACCGCUACACAGACUUUUCUUGUAUCAUGGCCAAAUGUUGUUUUUCAUAUCAGAUUAGCUGCAGUGUGUGUUUCUAUGCUGAUGACAGUGUGCUGGUGACUCAAAUCACAGCUGAAUAAUUUCACACCGUUUAGUUUAUUAUUAUUCUUCAUAUGCAGACUUUAAGCAGAGGCUUUGCAUUUCCAUAUACAACAUGAAAUUUAUCUUUUGAAUGGACUGACACCAUGCCACUUAGUUUGUUCUUUUGUAAAGUGUUGAUCAGGGUGGUCGAUAAUGUCAUAUCCUGUGUGUAAGUGUGUGUUCAAUAGUUAUCAACACCGUUGCCACUCUAUUGCUGAAGACCAGCUUGUUUUUACUUUCUGUGAAAAAUCAUGACUGCUUAAUCAUGUGGUCUAAACAGCCAAACACUUUUAUUGUUAAGUGUGAUUUGAUUUUUUUUUAAUAAUGUAUAAUUUCACUUCUUUUGCAAUACUCCCUUCAUAUAUAAUGCUGCAUUUUGUUUCCUACUUUUCUGUUUAACUGCACACAGGGAGGAAAUGUGUCUUCUGAAGACAGGGUAUCCAUGGAUCCUUCAAAAAGGCUUAAAAUAAAUCUAAAAUUAAAGUGGUAAAGUGUUAAAAAUGUAUUAAAUCCAGUUAUAAUAGGUCCCAUUUGUCCAUUGUCAAUGUUCUUAGAGCUGCAAGAUGACAAACAAAUAUGCAUCCAAUGCGACUAGACUAUUAGACAGUUUUACUUCAAUUGAUUUCAGCAGGGUAAUGCAGUCAGUAUCAGUACUGCUUUCCAGGGAGUCUAAGGUACAUACAUUUAAAUCACACACAAAAAUCUGGAUGUCUCCUAACAAUUAAUUGUUCUAUAUUUUUGUGCAAAUAAUUGUUACGCAGCACCUGCAAAGACUUUAUGCAUGUGCCUCCUGAUGAUUGCCUGCUCCUUAUUCUGCCCAUUAAAUGUUUCAUAAUGUU
Messenger RNA from Siniperca chuatsi (mandarin fish), 8233 nucleotides. RefSeq names its product plexin-B2-like. Gene Ontology annotation, molecular function: semaphorin receptor activity; protein binding. Gene Ontology annotation, cellular component: semaphorin receptor complex. The record is from RefSeq and is a predicted model, not a curated record. Gene Ontology annotation, biological process: regulation of GTPase activity; semaphorin-plexin signaling pathway involved in axon guidance; positive regulation of axonogenesis. The coding region runs from base 742 to 6339 and encodes 1865 amino acids. NCBI's taxonomy places the organism in Eukaryota, Metazoa, Chordata, Actinopteri, Centrarchiformes, Sinipercidae. The transcript has 43 exons.